AUGACGUCGCGAGGCGGCGCGCGACCCGCGCCGACGCCGCCGACGCAUGACGAGACCCCCGCGGACCCGGAGGCGCUGAAGCUCGCGACGAUGUACCUCGCGUCGGUGACGAACGACCCGUCGGAUCGAUCGACGGAGCGCGCUAGACUCGCCGCGACGUCGUCGGAUCCCGGGGCCCUCGCCUCCUCCGACGACAGCUGGACGACGUACCUAGGCCUCGGGCCCAUCCUCGGCGUGGGGCCCGCCGCCGCGCGCGUCGCGGAGACGCCGCCGCCGCUGCUCCCCGGGGUGCUGCCCGAGGUGGAGCGCGCGGACUUCGACGGAUACCUGGCGCGCAUCGAGGCGCCGCGCGCGAGGUUCGUCGCCGCGCGCGACGCCGCCGCGGCGCGCGGAGGCGGCGGCGGCGGCGCGAUCGGAGAGAGGAGAGAAGACGGAGACGCCGGCGAGAUCGACCGCGCGCUCCGGCGCGUCCCGUCGAUAUACUUCCGCGAGGACUUCGACCUCGCGCGACACGAGCACUUCGACGCGGCGUGUAGUCCGGAGACGUCGUCGUCGUCGCUCGCGGCGACGUCGAUGGUGGCGCAAGAGCGCCUGUCGCACCACCUCGACGUCGUGGAGGUCGCGCUCGUGAGGGAGAUCGGGCGGCGCUCGGACGCGUUCUUCGCGGCGUCGGACGAGGUGCGCGCGCUGAGCGCCUCGGCGGAGGACGCGUGGGCGUCGAUCGUUCGACUCCGCCGCGUCGUGCGGGGGUUGAGAGACGCGAUGCUCGACGGCUCGACGCGCGUGAAGCGCCUACACGCGAAGCGCGAGAACUUGAUUAAGUUAACGGAAACGUUCGAGGCGUUAUCCAGCGUCGCGGAGAUGCGAGAGGAUCUGAGCGUGCUCGUGGAGUCGUGCGAUUACGCCGCGGCGCUGGACGUCGUCGACGAGUGCGCGAAGCUCGUGUCGUCGCCGUCGCUGAUCGGGUUGCGGUGUCUGCGCGCGACGCCCGCGCGGUUGCGCGCGAUCGCGACGACGUGCAACGACGUCAUGACGAGCGACUUGGCGCUCGCCGCGAGGGAGGGGCUUCACGGCGGCGGCGGGAGCGGGAGCGACUCGACCGGGGGGGUGCCGGAGGCGGCGUUGGCGUCGGUGGAAGCGGCGUCGGCGGCGUCGGAGGCGAAGACCGCGACGGCGGCGGCGGCGGCGCCGCCGAUCGACGCCGCGAGCCUCUCGAGCGCAGACGCGGACGCGGUCGAGGCGAUGCUCCCGCACGCGUGCGGGUUACUGAGAGGCGACGGCGGCGGCGCUCGCCUCGCCGGCGCGUUGCGGGCGUGGGGCGCCGCCGCGGCUUCCGACGUCGUCGACGCGACGCGUCGCGCGGCGGCGGCGUGCUGCGCCCGCGCGGCGGCGGCGAGCGCGCCGUCUUCGACCCUGACUCGCUUCAGCGUCAAUGGUGGCGCGGACGACGCCGCGAUCGCGGAGGCUUGCCGCGGGAUGCGCGCCGCCGCGUUCGACGCGACGAUCGACGCGAUAAGGGUCGCGUUGACGCCGCAUUUCACGCGCGCGGCGGCGGUGGCGGCGUCCGCGCGGCGGGCGCUGCGCGUCGGCGUCGGUGCGGAUCCUGAGGCGCGUUCUAUACACUAG
Micromonas pusilla CCMP1545 is the source of this 1626-nucleotide messenger RNA. RefSeq lists its product as uncharacterized. The transcript has 2 exons. Gene Ontology annotation, molecular function: syntaxin binding. Gene Ontology annotation, biological process: retrograde transport, endosome to Golgi; Golgi to vacuole transport. The record is from RefSeq and is a predicted model, not a curated record. Lineage: Eukaryota; Viridiplantae; Chlorophyta; Mamiellophyceae; Mamiellales; Mamiellaceae. Bases 1 to 1626 code for a protein of 541 amino acids. Gene Ontology annotation, cellular component: GARP complex.